GACUCGCCCGGUUCCGAGCGUGCGUACACCGAAGGUUCCUUCCGCUCCGCGUCUCCGUUGACUGGAGACAGGCGGAGCGCCGGCUUCCCGGGUCUGUGUCCUCUAGUGAAACCAGGAGGAUCCAAGAAUUCUGAAGCUACAAUGUUGUCAAGACUCUUCCGAAUGCAUGGCCUCUUUGUGGCCUCCCAUCCCUGGGAAGUCAUAGUGGGGACAGUGACAUUGACCAUCUGUAUGAUGUCCAUGAACAUGUUUACUGGUAACGAUAAGAUCUGUGGUUGGAAUUAUGAAUGUCCAAAGUUUGAAGAGGAUGUUUUGAGCAGUGACAUCAUAAUUCUGACAAUAACACGAUGCAUAGCAAUCCUGUAUAUUUACUUCCAGUUUCAGAAUUUACGUCAACUUGGAUCAAAAUAUAUUUUGGGUAUUGCCGGCCUCUUCACAAUUUUCUCAAGUUUUGUAUUCAGUACAGUUGUUAUCCAUUUCCUAGAUAAAGAAUUGACAGGCUUGAAUGAAGCUCUGCCCUUUUUCCUACUUUUGAUUGACCUUUCCAGAGCAAGUGCACUGGCAAAGUUUGCCCUCAGCUCCAACUCACAGGAUGAAGUAAGGGAGAAUAUUGCUCGUGGAAUGGCAAUUUUAGGUCCCACAUUCACCCUCGAUGCUCUUGUAGAAUGCCUUGUGAUUGGAGUUGGCACCAUGUCAGGGGUGCGUCAGCUUGAAAUUAUGUGCUGCUUUGGCUGCAUGUCAGUUCUCGCCAACUACUUCGUGUUCAUGACUUUCUUCCCAGCUUGUGUGUCCUUGGUUUUAGAGCUUUCUCGGGAAAGCCGCGAGGGUCGUCCAAUUUGGCAGCUCAGCCAUUUUGCCCGAGUUUUAGAAGAGGAAGAAAAUAAACCAAAUCCUGUUACUCAGAGAGUUAAAAUAAUUAUGUCUCUAGGCUUGGUUCUUGUUCACGCGCACAGUCGCUGGAUAGCCGAUCCUUCUCCUCAAAACAGUACGGCAGACAAUUCUAAGGUUUCGUUAGGAUUGGAUGAAAAUGUGUCCAAGAGAAUUGAACCAAGUGUUUCCCUCUGGCAGUUUUAUCUGUCUAAAAUGAUCAGCAUGGAUAUUGAACAAGUUAUUACCCUAACUUUGGCUCUCCUUCUGGCUGUCAAGUAUAUCUUCUUUGAACAAGCAGAGACGGAAUCUACACUCUCAUUAAAAAACCCUAUCACAUCUCCGGUAGUGACCCAAAAGAAAGUCACAGAUGACUGUUGUAGACGUGAACCAACACUGGUCAGAAAUGACCAGAAAUUGCACACAGUGGAGGAGGAGGCCAGGAUAAACAGAGAAAGAAAAGUUGAGGUUAUAAAACCCUUGGUGGCCGAAACUGACACCUCAAGCAGACCUACGUUUGUGGUUGGUAACUCCACACUUGAUUCUUCGCUGGAACUAGAGACGCAGGAACCUGAGAUCCAAAUUCCCUCGGAGCCUCGGCCUAAUGAAGAAUGUCUACAGAUACUUGGAAAUGCAGAGAAAGGUGCAAAAUUCCUUAGUGAUGCUGAGAUCAUCCAGUUGGUCAAUGCUAAACAUAUCCCAGCUUACAAAUUGGAAACUUUGAUGGAAACCCAUGAACGAGGUGUAUCUAUUCGCCGACAGUUACUUUCCAAAAAACUUCCAGAACCUUCUUCCCUCCAGUAUCUACCCUACAGAGACUAUAAUUACUCCUUGGUGAUGGGCGCUUGCUGUGAGAAUGUUAUUGGAUAUAUGCCCAUCCCUGUUGGAGUGGCAGGACCCCUGUGCUUGGAUGGAAAAGAAUUUCAGGUUCCAAUGGCAACAACAGAAGGUUGCCUCGUGGCCAGCACCAAUAGAGGCUGCAGAGCAAUUGGUCUUGGUGGAGGCGCCAGCAGCCGAAUCCUCGCAGAUGGCAUGACUCGUGGCCCAGUGGUACGUUUUCCACGUGCUUGUGACUCUGCAGAAGUGAAGGCCUGGCUCGAGACACCUGAAGGGUUUGCAGUGAUAAAGGAGGCAUUCGACAGCACCAGCAGAUUUGCUCGUCUACAGAAACUUCACAUGAGUGUGGCCGGACGCAACCUUUAUAUCCGUUUCCAGUCCAGGUCAGGUGAUGCCAUGGGGAUGAACAUGAUUUCGAAGGGUACAGAGAAAGCCCUUUCGAAACUUCAUGAGUAUUUCCCUGAAAUGCAGAUUCUGGCAGUCAGUGGUAACUAUUGUACUGACAAGAAACCUGCUGCUGUAAACUGGAUAGAGGGAAGAGGAAAGUCUGUUGUGUGUGAAGCUGUCAUUCCAGCCAAGGUUGUCAGAGAAGUAUUAAAGACUACUACAGAAGCGAUGGUUGAGGUCAACAUUAACAAAAAUCUGGUGGGCUCGGCCAUGGCCGGGAGCAUCGGCGGCUACAACGCCCAUGCAGCCAACAUCGUGACUGCCAUCUACAUUGCCUGCGGUCAGGAUGCGGCACAGAACGUUGGCAGCUCCAACUGUAUUACUUUAAUGGAAGCGAGUGGUCCCACAAAUGAAGACUUGUACAUCAGCUGCACCAUGCCAUCCAUAGAGAUCGGGACCGUGGGCGGGGGGACCAUCCUGCUCCCUCAGCAGGCCUGUUUGCAGAUGCUAGGGGUUCAAGGAGCGUGCAAAGACAAUCCUGGGGAAAACGCCCGGCAGCUCGCCCGAAUUGUGUGCGGUACAGUGAUGGCUGGGGAGUUGUCCCUAAUGGCAGCUUUGGCAGCUGGACAUCUCGUCAGAAGUCACAUGAUUCACAACAGGUCAAAGAUAAAUUUACAAGACCUCCAAGGAACUUGCACUAAGAAGGCAGCUUGAAUAGGCUGACAGUUCUGAACGGAAACACGGGCUUUGGGUUCUAAAGGAUUGACAUAAAAAUCUGUGAAUUAAAAAAGCUCAAUGCAGUGUCUUGUUGAGGAUGAAUAGUCGUGAUCAGUGAGACGACUGCUUGGUUUCUGACUCUUUCGGAAAGUCUGAGGUUCUUCUUUCCACGCAGAUUCCUCAGAUCUGAACACAGUUUACAUGCCUUACAUGCUGUGCUCUUUGGAAAGUCCUCAACAUGGAUACUCUGCCUUUAGAGCAUCACAGUGGUAAUCGACCGCACACUUCUGCAAGAGAAUACAGCUGGAAAAGAGUGUUUUCUUGUGAUGAAAUUCAUGGAGUUCAUGGUGAUCAGUGUGAGAUUGAACCCUCCUCCUGUCCACACCCCUCAACCCCCAACCCUGGGUUGAAAAUGGAUUUUUAAAUUAUAUUGUAGCUGAUAAAACUCCUGAUUUCAUAGUUAAUUUAUUAAGUCUGGGUUGUAGAACUUUAAGAAAUAAGAGCUAAGUUUAUUUUUUUGUAAACUAAUACUUCAUUUGGUGCUGGUCUGUUUUGAUUUUGGGGGGGAUAGCCAAUGUGAUUCUUCAGAAGGGGGCCUGCUUUCUUCAAGAGAAGAAUUGCCCUUAUCCCUGGAUUACAGAAUAAUGUGCUACUAAGCAGUGCUAAAUAGUUCUCUUUCAAGAAAACAAAUCACUGCAUUUAUCUCUGCAGGUUAUUUGUUCAGAGAGGACUCUGGUCUAAAUAUAAAUGUUUGUUUAGAUUGGCCAUAUCUUUCAGCAUAUAAGGCUUUAAGAAGCAGAGUUUUGUGCUCUUUAUUAAAGAUCCAAGAGCUCUUAAUAUUGCUUAGAUGAAGGUGGCUCUGUUUAUCAAUGAUAUACAAGUCUAUGACCUCUCUUGGAACUCAGCAGGUGGAAAACACAGGUUUGGAAGAAAAUUACCACUUUGCAAAGCCAACUUUUUUUUUUUUUUUUGGCCGCACCCUCGGCAUGUGCACGUUCCCGGGCCAGGGAUUGAACCAGCGCCGUAGUUGUGGCCUGUGCCACAGCUGCGGUAACGCUGGCUCCUUAACCCACUGUGCCACAAGGGAACUCCCAGUUUCUUAAAAGAUACUUAAUUUAGCUGAAAAAUCUAGAUAGUUUUUGGUAAAGGCCUGUGUGAAAUCUGUAUAUGUUGUAAUAAAGCUUCUUGUGCCAGGAAUUUAUUGAAAGUGUUGAAGAAAUAAAAAUCAACUGACAUACUGGUAAAAUACUUAAAGGUUGGUCCUGAGAAGAUAAUUGUUCUUAAUGUUGUCCAGGACACCCUGGUUUGCUUUGUCAAGCCUAGUGAAAAGGAGCGUGAGCUUUCCGAGCCAGUGAAGGUGCCGCGUGAAUGGCCACAGAGGGAGUGUCCCUUGUCCUGCGGCCAGGAGGUUGGCGACUGAAACAUUCACACAGGGCUCUUUGAUGGACCCAUAAAAGCUUCCUCAGGGGGUCAGCAGAGUUGGUGAAUCUUAAUUUUUUAAAAUGUACUUUUGUAUAAAUAAUAAAGAACUCCUUAUUUUGUAUUACA
Messenger RNA from Phacochoerus africanus (Common warthog), 4356 nucleotides. RefSeq names its product 3-hydroxy-3-methylglutaryl-CoA reductase (gene HMGCR). Gene Ontology annotation, biological process: isoprenoid biosynthetic process; sterol biosynthetic process; coenzyme A metabolic process. NCBI's taxonomy places the organism in Eukaryota, Metazoa, Chordata, Mammalia, Artiodactyla, Suidae. The record is from RefSeq and is a predicted model, not a curated record. The coding region runs from base 142 to 2805 and encodes 887 amino acids. The transcript is spliced from 20 exons. Gene Ontology annotation, molecular function: protein binding; NADP binding; hydroxymethylglutaryl-CoA reductase (NADPH) activity. Gene Ontology annotation, cellular component: peroxisomal membrane; endoplasmic reticulum membrane.